Molecule: messenger RNA, 13896 nt
Organism: Mobula hypostoma (lesser devil ray)
Lineage: Eukaryota; Metazoa; Chordata; Chondrichthyes; Myliobatiformes; Myliobatidae
Gene: fam8a1b
Product: family with sequence similarity 8 member A1b
Exons: 5
Coding region: 8-976 (322 amino acids)
Source: RefSeq, a predicted model, not a curated record
UCGAGUGAUGGCGAAGCAGCGCGGCGGUGGGAAGCUCGGGGGCGGCUUUUGCUCCGCUGCUCAUGGCUCGGCAGGGAGCAGCAACGCAGCCCCCGGGGCCGCCACCGCUGGGGAGUAUUGCAAGCGGGUGCAGGAGUGGCUGUGGCAGUAUUACAGCUACGUGCAAUGGCAGAGUUGGAUGAUGAUGAUGGCCCCGCUGCCGCCUUACUACCCUCUCCCCGCCGUUGCAGCCAGGCAGGGCGAAGGAGCUGCUGCGGCCGUGCCCGGCACCAACAACGCUUACGGUCCCUUUUCGCUGUUUGCUCCCUACUUCGGGGCUCCGGCGGGAGCGCAGACCCCAGGCGAGCAGCCUCCAGUACAGCAGGAGGUGGCAACAUCGUCGGCCAACGGUGUCAGACCUCCAGCCGCCAAUGCUCAGCAGCAGGCGGGGAACGUACAACCGGGAGGACGCGAGUAUACUAUCCCGUCACUGAUGCAUCGAUUCCUUGCAGAGAUGGUGGAUUUUCUAAUCCUUUUCCUAUUGAAAGCUGUUGUGGUGCUGACAGUGAUGCACAUCUGCGGGAUCAAAGAUCUUUCUAAGUUUGCACUCAAUUACAUAAUUGAAGAAAUUGAUGAAGACACCUCUCUGGAAGACCUUCAGAAAAUGAUGGCUGUAGCACUGAUGUACAGGCUGUUGGUCUGUUUCUAUGAGAUUGUUUGCCUGUGGGGAGUUGGCGGGGCUACACCUGGCAAGUUUCUGCUGGGGUUACGAGUCGUAUCCUGUGACAGCUCAGUGCUAGUUGCUCCUAAUCGGGUGCUGGUGGUCCCGGCACACAACGUGAGCAUCUCAUCGUCUGCAAUAAGAGCAUUAAUCAAGAAUUUUUCAAUUGCCUUUUUUUUCCCGGCCUUUGUUACAUUACUGUUCUUCCAACAUAAUCGCACAGCCUAUGAUAUUGUAGCUGGGACUAUUGUGGUCAAGAGAAAUGGAGUGAGAUGAAGAUGCCACAGAAGACUUGUAUAUAUUUUCAAACUACUGUGGUUCUGCAUCAUUCAGAAGAUGGGGGAGAAAGCACCCUUUGCUGACCGCAGCCCAGGAUCUUGUGCAAGGCCGAGCGGACAAUGAACACACAUACCUGCCAAUGUCAUAACAUUCCAGAAAUGGGAGUUAAUCUGUUCUCAUGGUUGAUACGGUGGUCCUUUAUGGGUCAGGAUUGACCUCACAUUAGAAAUUUGCAUAAUGUUGACAUUUGUCUCAAUCAUUGAGAAGUAUAUUCUAUUAAUACCAAUGUAAAAUUGAUAAGUUGUACAGGAUUCAUUUCACAUUUUGCCCAUUCUUUCAUUUUAGUCCUUUCCUCAUUGCAAGUCUACAUGUGAGAAAAUCUCCUUUAGCUCCGUCCUAUGGGUCAUGAGGAAACCAAAACUUGUACCCAGUGUUCUGAUAGUUAUCAGCCCCCACUUGAAAUAAUUGGACAGUUUGCCUGUAAAAUUGUUUUUAUCCUAAAGCUUUAGCUAAUAUACAGGAGAAAAUGUGUGGAGAAAUGAAAAGAAUCUUUGACAUUGUAUUUGACUUCCCAUAUGUGGGGAAGUAUCCAUUGUCUCUGAAGCCAAUGCCUAUUUCACAAUGAUAAAUCUCUACAUGCUCAGUAUUAGUUUGACUUCUGUGGAUUAUGAAAUGUUUUGAGCAAAAAUGUUCAAAAUAAUAAGAUUGAUUCAAGAAAAUGUUUUAAUUGGAUAUUUUGUAUGCAGUUCAGUGAUUUCUGUUUUCUUUAUAGCAUGCUCGCACAAUUGCUAUUGUGGUUUAAGAUGUACCAUGCCACUUGGCUCAACUUUUGCUUGUUAGACCAAGCCAAUACUGCAGUGUAACUUGUACUGCUCCAGGCCUUUUCCUCCAUCAUUAUGGAUAUUGUCGCCUGCAAGUUUGUUUUAACCAAAAACAUUUGCAAAGGUUAAAAUAUAUAGAAUAUUAAUUUUUUUUUAAGGAGCACUUCCUUGUGUGCAGCCUUUUGCCACAUCUUGCUAAAUGUAUCCCUGUGGUUGUGACAGUUCUUGCUCAGGCUUGUGUAAAAUGGAGCUGAAUAGAGUACCAGGUGAGGUCCUUGUACGGUCACUCCAAUGAACAGUAAUCAUCCAAAGGGUUAAUUUUUCUUCUAUUAAAUCUGAGCCUGAAAGGGUGACUUAAGGUGGUAAUUUGCAAGUAUUAGUUGUCAAGUAUAGAGCCUGUAAGUUAACUGAUUUUUUUUAAAUAAGGCAUAUCCAUUAAUUUACAAAAAUACUAUCUCCAUGGAUUUUAAAUUUUAAAUAUUUUUGAAUUAUUUUCAUUAUGUUGAGAAGCUACCCAGUUAUUUCCAUUGACACAAUGUUAAUAUUGACUCAGAAGUUCAAAAAUAUCCAGUUUUAUAACUUAUGACCUGGUAAAAAGAUUUAGUUCAGUGCAGAAUCAGAAUAUUCUGCUUUUCAAGUUAGGUUAAUGUACUGGCAUUCAGCAAGUGCCAGCUAACUUGUUUGAUUAAUUUUGGAUGCUUAAUUAAUUUAGGGACAUUUACCUACAGCAUAAGAACACUUGUUUUAGAUGGUAGAGGUCAAGAUGGUACUAUUGAUAUGAGGAAGCAAAAUGAAAUGACAUCUUCAGUAUUUGUUGAUCUAUUGCAGUGUCAUGCAUUCAUUAAAGCUUUUGAAAACAGUGUUGAAGGCAAGAUUGACAGCUAUAGUCACUGCCUCUAUUUCCUUGAACAAUACACAAGGUCAUGCUAGAGAACUUGCCAGACUGUUGGCUGUAAGAAAAGAUGUCUAAAGGCUAAGGCUUUACUGCCAAAUCUGAAGAUGUGAAGGCUCUUCAAGAUUAGUCUUUUUCUUGGAGGCCAUUGCAAUGCCAUGGAAGAAGUGCAGUACAUGCAUGAGCUGGAGGUGUCUGCUACCAUAUCAAUUGUUGUAAAGAAAUUGUCCUAUGACCUUGGGGAUAAAUGGAGAAUGGUGGUCUGUAAACUACAAGGAAGAUUACUGACAUUGUUGAUUUUAUAGAAAGGUAAGUAAAGAUUGUUACACACCCAGUGUUUCAGGAUACGUGAUGCUACAUCACUGGCAAUAAGCAAAGGUGUAAACAAAACUAAGUCAUAAUUUUGUUUUAAGUUUAAAGGAAACAGCUUUGCCACUACUGUGAGUACUGAGAAGUAAAGCUGAAACUGAACCUAGAACUAAUGGAAAGGAAAUGGUCUCCUCAGCCAAAAUGCAUUGGAUUUGUUUACUCAGCUGGAGAAAAAGGCUCAUAGGGAGAAGAUUGCCUUCCUAAAAGAAGCAUCCCAACAUACUUCAUAUUCACUCUAACAAAAAGAGUGUAGAACCAAAACAAGCUAUGAAAGAAUCAGACUCAGCAGUGAGUAGUGCCCUGGCUGGUGAUGGUGAUGGAAAACUUCCCAUAGUUCCAUUCCAGCACAAGUGAAGUCUAAGAAGGGUAACAUGACAGUGGUUAUUUGUUGUUUUUCCUAAAUCCAAGAAGUACAGCAGUGUUCUCAACAGUGAGCCUCAUGAACACGCUCAACCGCAGAAAAAAGGACACUCGAGAAGAUCGUAAGUAGUUGUUUCAGGAUUGGAAGUGGCUGGCUUAGAUAGUGAAAACUAUUGAAAACUACCUAACGUCUAUAUGUUGGAAAGUAUGCCUGUCCACAAAUGGAACAUUCAAUGACAGAGGGAUGGUCUCAACUGAAAUGUGUCCAUUUGCCAGAGAUUAUUCAGAAAUUGAAUGUGCUUAAAGCAUUGGAAUCAUUGCAAGUGAGUUGCAAUGUUAAUGGUGGACCCUGUGCAAUUAGAACAAUGUUGCAUUGGACUGUGAACGGACCACUGAAAGGAGACUAUAGUGAUGGAAGAGACUGCACAGCCAGAGCGGAUAGUUAACAGUAUCUCGGUUUUGAACUUGGAUGAGCUUUGGCAGCAGCAGUUCAAGACAGACUUCCCUGAAAACACUCAGGAUGAACAACCUGGUCUAUUAAGAGUGGAUCACAAGUUCAUGGAGCUGGUUAUGAAUUAUGUAAAACUGGUGGAUGGCCACUACUAGAUAAAUGUUACCUUUAAGAAAGAAAUAGAUUAACAUGCCAAAUAAUGGGAAGAUUGCUGAAGACUGCUCUAAAUCAAGGAAAGAGGUUUAAGAAAGACUUGUCAUUUUAUACUGACUACACAGCUUUCCGAAGGUUAUGCUGGCAGAGGAUCUGGAAUGCAGUUCCUGGGAAAGUCUGGUAUAUUCCACAUCAUGGUGUUUAUCACCCCAGAAAAGGGAAACUGUUGUGUUUGAUUUUGGAGCGAUUGUUCAGUGAAUAUCACUUAAUGCUCGGCUUUUACAGGGCCCAGAUCUUACUAGCUCACUGAUUGGAGUCAUUAUCAGAUUCAGAAAAGAACCAUUGGUGAUCAUGGCAGAUAUUGAAUUAAUAUUUCAUCAAGUUAAAGUAUCAGCAGAAGAUGCAGAUCUGCUGAGGGUUCUUUGUUGGCCUUAUGGUGACCUUAGCCAAGAUAUGGUGGACUUAAGAAUGGUGAUACUUCUCUUUGGAGCAACUUCACUCUUAGAAAGUUCACAGAAGACAAUGAAGAACAGUUCAGUCUUCAGUUGGUGGAUAAGGUUUUGCAUUAAGUCUGUUGAUGGCUGGCUUGUGUUAGUGUCCUCUGUGGUAGAAGUGGUGUCUCUAUCAUGACCUUGUAUCUAUUUCUGCUUAAGGUGGCUUUCAACUCAAAAUGGAUAAGUAAGACAUACUGUGCUGGCUGUGAUACCAGAAGAGCAAAGAGUGAAAUACAUGAAGGAUUUGGAUCAACAUAUCUUCAGUGGAAAUAGUAUGGAAUGUCCAAAGGUGAUGUCUGAUACUUCAAAAUUUAAGAUCGCAAUCCAAAAUAGACCACUCACCAGAAGGGGCAUCCUCACCACAGUUAGUUCUAUCUAUGUUCCUUUAGAAGCCUUGAGUCUGGCGAUGCUGUCUGCUAAGGAACUGCAGGAUCUAUGUAAUAAAGGAUUUGGCUGGGAUGGCACUAUCAGUUGCUCAUGAGUGGACAAGUUGGCUGGAAGAACUCUGCCAGUUGGAAGACUUCAAGGUUAUUAGAUGUUUGAAACCUCUGGAUUUUGGAAAAAUUACUGCUGUACAGUUUACAGAUGCAAACAAAGAUGGCUAUGGAGCAGGGACCUCAUAGUCAUACUUUAUUGAUCCCGGGGGAAAUUGGUUUUCGUUUCAGUUGCACCAUAAUAAAUAAUUAAACCAUAAAUAGUUAAAUAGUAAUAUGUAAAUUAUGCCAGGAAAUAAGUCCAGGACCAGCCUGUUGGCUCAGGGUGUCUGACCCUCCAAGGGAGGAGUUGUAAAGUUUGAUGGCCACAGGCAGGAAUGACUUCCUAUGAUGUUCUGUGCUGCAUCUCGGAGCAAUGAGUCUCUGGCUGAAUGUACUCCUGUGCCCACCCAGUACAUUAUGUAGUGGAUGGGAGACAUUGUCCAAGAUGGCAUUCAACUUGGACAGCAUCCUCUUUUCAGACACCACCGUCAGACGGUCCAGUUCCAUAACCAAAACAUCACUGGCCUUACGCAUGAUAAGGGACCUACUUAUUGUUUUACAAUAGGAACUCAAAAGUGCACGGUACUUUUAUCAUGGGGAGAAUCUAAGGUAGCUUUGUUGAAGUCAGUUUCCAUCCCUCAUAUGGAGCUCACUGCUGCUACAGUGCCAAACUGUGUGGACACAUUGUGGAGGAAAGAGUUGCACAUGCAGCUUCAUGACUUGUUUUGGACUGAUAGUACUUCUGUACUGAUAUACAUUAAGAAUGCAACUUCCAGGUUCCAAACUUCCAUUGGUAAUAGUGUUUCAGAAAUUCUUAGUCUCAAGCUUCUCAAUGGAGAUAGAAACAUAGAAAACCUACAGCACAAUACAGGCCCUUCAGCCCACAAAGUUGUGCUGUACAUGUCUCUACCUUAGAAAUUACUAGACUUACCCAUAGCCCUCUACUUUUCUAAGCUCCAUGUACCUAUCCAAAAGUCUCUUAAAAGACCCUAUCGUAUCUGCCUCCACCACCAUCGCUGGCACCCCUCAAUGCACUCACCACUGAGUAAAAAAAUCUUACCCCUAACAUCUCCUCUGUACCUACUCCCAGCACCUUAAACUUGUGUCCUCUUGUGGCAAUCAUUUCAGCCCUGGGAAAAAGCCUCUAUCCACACAAUCAAUGUCUCUCAUCAUCAUAUAUACCUCGAUCAGGUCACCUCAUCCUCCGUCACUCCAAGGAGAAAAGGCUGAGUUCACUCAACCUAUUCUCAUAAGGCAUACUCCCCAUCUAGGCAACCUCCUUGUAAAUCUCCUCUGCACCCUUUCUAUGGCUUCCACAUCCUUCCUGUAGUGAGGCGAUCAUACAGUACUCCUAUAUAGCUGCAACAUUACCUCUCGACUCCUAAGUUCAAUUCCACGAUUGAUGAAGGUAUGUGAACACUUAAAGCAACCUGGCAAGUGUGGCCUUGAGGGUUGAAAGUGAAAGCAUUCCUACAGAAGACAUGAGUAUCAAGGCCUCAGCAUGUUCAGCCUGAAAGUAAAUGGCCUAUGAAUCCCAGUCAUUCUGGGGAACUUCAGCUACAUAAUCCAGAAGUACAGAGGAGUGCUACAAUGAAUACCAAGCAGAUUGAGGAGGAAGUGAAUGUGGUAACAUACAUAACUUAUCACUUCUCAUUUUGGACCCAUGCUAGGCAGACAGUGUCCUGGAUUCUUAGAUUUAAGGACUUACUCUUGUUUCUUAAAGAGGAAGCAUGUGAACAUCGCUCUUGUUCAGUGAAGAACAAGGGUCUUUUGGGGGGUGAGGGUGAGGAAAGAAGGACUAAGAAAGCCAAAGGUCAGAUUGGCUGCGAUUGUCUGUGUGUAGGAGCUCAGAAAGGCUGAAAUGCAAAUCAUUGGGUUUUGCCAAAGAAAGGUUCCUAGACGAAUUCACAAGUUUGCAAAGGGGAUAAAGUGUAACGAGGAGCAGCCAUAUUUUCAAGCUCAGUCCAGCACUUGAAGAUGGUGUCUGGAGUUGGUGGAUGACUUAGUAGGGCAGCUAUGCCUGAAGAGUCUAAACAUCCUGUUAUACUAGCAAAAGAUCUUCAUAUCUCAGACCUCAUUGGGAGGCAUGUACAUUGAAAUGGGACUUGGUGCCAUAGCCACAUUAACCAAAUGUGCCAAAAUACUGGAUUCCCAGUGCUGGUACAGCUACAAAAAGGAUCCUGUGUGUGUUUGUUGACAGUUACAUGCAGCCCCACGAUGCCAGCACGUGGCAGAUCUAUGUCCAGACAGGGUCUCUCCAGCUGAACCUCUAUUUAUACAUGUAGGUGUAGACUAUGAACCUUGUGGUAAAGACCAGGAGUACAGUGAAGAGGUAUGUGGUCCAGCUAUAUGAGCUGUUCACAUUGAAGUGGCAUCUUCUUUAGACACAGAUUCCUUUGUCAAUGCAUUUUGAUGCUUUAAUAGCAAGAGGAAGACAGGUAUGUGGAUUCUGCUCUAAUAAUGCAACAUGUUUUGUUGGAGUUGUGUGAGUUGCAAAAAGCCAUUGGGAAGUGGAAUCAUUCACGGAUCAGUGAUGUCCUUCAAGGCUCUAUAAGGCACUCAGGAGACCACACUUGGGAGUAUUAUGUGCAGUUUUGAGCUCCUUAUUGUGGAAAGGAUAUUGGAGAGGGUUCAGAGAAGAUUCACGAGAAUGAUUCCAGGGUUACUGUAUGAGGAAUAUCUGGCAGCUCUUAGGCUGUAUUCCCUGGUGUUCAAGAGAAUGGGGGUUCUCAUAGAAACAUUCCAAAUGUUAAAAAACAGAUUAGAUAUGGCAAAGUUAUUUCUCAUGGUAGGGGAGUCUAGGACAAGAAGGCACAACUUCAAGAUUGAAGGACGUCUAUUUAGGACAGAGAUGCUGAGAAAUUACUUUAGUCAGAGGGUGGUAAAUCUGUGGAAUUUGUUACCACGAGCAGCUGUAGAGGCUGUCAUUGAGUGCAUUUAAGGCAGAGAUAGGUUCUUGAUUAGCCAGGGCAUCAAAGGGUAUGGUGAGAAGGCAGGGGAGUGGGGAUGACUGGAAGAAUUGUAUCAGCCCAUGACUGCAUGGUGGAGCAGACUCGAUGGGGCGAAUGGCCCACUUCUCCUAUAUUUUAUGGUCUAAAAAGGAAUUAAUUAGAUUUUUAAUCCCUAGCUAGUUCACAUUAUGGAGGAACAUGGGAGAUUGAUCAGGUCUCUGUGAAAGAUCCUCAAUUGCAUCAUGAAGGUACAGAAUCUUAAUUGAAAGGGAUUCCACGGUCCUUUGUUUAGUAGAGACUACUAUCAAUGGUCAUCCAAUUAUUAAAGCAUCUCAAUGAUUUGGAAGCAUGAACACCCAACCAUCUGUCGCUCCUGAAGACUUUCAUUUUAGAUGAAGUCAGUCCAAAACAUGUCAGACUUGUUUUGGAAUUGAUAGAUCGAGGAUUACAUAAUCUACCACAGUUACAGAAACAUAAGAAAUGGUCAGGUAUAAAAUGCUAUUUCCUUCCAGAAGACGUUGAUGACUCAGCCCCUCAACUCAUGGACCGUGGGAAGAGUCAUUUGGGUCUGCUCAGACAAGAGGAUUUGUGCAGGAGGUGUGCUUCAAGAUCAGCUGUGUGGACGGACCUGUAACAAAAAUCUAUUCUCUACAGGAGGCAGAGAUUUGAGGAGUUACAGCUCCAAAAGAUUAAUGACUUUGACUUGACACAGUGGUGGUAAAGAUCACUCAGUACUGGUAACCUCUGGCCUAGAUGGCUGUUGUAUGACUUGACUGAAAGAAGGGGCAUUUAAUGUAAGUGCUAAGAUGUUUGUCAUUCGAUUUUUCAUGUCUUUUACUUUCUAAGUACAAGGUUAUAACUGUGUAAUAAUGAAGGGGCUGGGAUGUAGGAGCCAGGUCUGCAUUGUAUUGUGUGGUGCAUUUACUAUGGUAAUCUGUCAGAUGGGUUGGUGUGGAAAUACAAAUGAGUAUAGUUCUGUAUUCACGCUCGUGGUUAGUUGUCUAGGGUAGUAGAGAGGGGUUGAGCCAUGGAAUAUUUUUGUUGACUGCUGCUUGGGAUGUUAUUGGAAUGUUAACUAGAUUGCUAAUUUUGCGUAAAUAUGUAUAGAUUGAUAAUACUGGUAUCACUAAUUAGAAUGCAUAGUUACAAUGAUUUGAAUGCUAAGAUUGCUAUAUGGUAAAUUUCGUUAGUUUUAAUUGCUUUAAAAUUGUUUGGCUUUGGUUUCGCAAUAAAGGAUUGAAAGUAGCUUUUACAACUUUAGAACUUCAAUCAUAUAGUGUUGAUCUCCUGGCUUAGUCUCUCAGUAGUUUUGGUUUGUUUUAAAGUAACUGCUACAAUACUUUUGGCUGAAAUUGUAGGGUGUGGCCACCAAUAAGGUUUGACUUUAUUUUUAAAAAUCAAAGGAAUAUCAUUUUCCCUGAGAUUUUAUUUUGAGCCUAUUGGGUAGAUUCAACUAUCUUGUCACUACAGGCAAAUUUAAAAGCACAACUCUCACCUGGGGGCAUCUUAAAUAACAUGUAGAUUAGUCCAGUAGGAGGAGGGGCAAUACAGGAUCUGGUUUUGGGUAAUGAACCUGGCCAGGUGACUGGUCUCUUAUUGGGAGAAUAGUUAUGGAAAAGUGAUCACAACUAUAGAUAAGUAUGGAUCUUGCAGGAGAAUUAUUUUUGAGAUGAUGAAGGUAUUUGACAAAAAUAAAUCCAAUUCUCUACAACUUACAACCACAAACAAAUUGAAAUUUCUUAUGCAAUCAUGAAAACUUACAUUCUUUCUAAUCAAGACUGGUCUUUCUUGUAUGAGGCCAGUACACCAUCCUUAAAUUCACAUUUCUAAAUUUUUAAAUAACAGCACCCCCUUUGGGAUACCACUGCAAGUGUCAAACCUGAAAAAUCACCAUUGACCAUCAUGUUUGACACUUCCAAUGUUCUUUAAGAUCACGUACUCUGCUUUUCAAAUCACACACCAGCUGCUCAGCCUUCAUCAUGUUACUCAGUAAGUUCAAAUGAAACAAACAUGUAAUCUGCUAAUCCGUUUUCUUUCAAAUAAUAUGGUGGAUUCAAGAUUACUGUCUCAAGUUUAGUCAGCACUGACCUUGAUUAGUUGUAUGGAAACCAGGAUGGAGUUUUCCCUUUUAUAAACUUUAAUUCAAAAAUAUUUGGCUGGAAGUGCUUGCUAGUACUUACAUACCUUAGCAAUUCCAUCCAAUCAGGUGAUGAAUUUGAAUUGUUUUAAGUCAUUUUUCAGACUAGUGACGUUGUGGUAGUCAAUAGGUUAAUCAUAUAACACUCCCACAUGGGAGCUCACUUUGUACAAGCUGGGUUAUCAAUAAAGUUCAGGUGACUAUCCUGCAAGGCUGGCAUCUUGAUGUGCUCUGUACUGUCCCUAAAUUUUGGAAACCAAUGACAUUGUAUAAAAUUAGGUUGUAACUGACACUAAAUACAUUCAGCUGGUUGUAUGAACCACUCUCACACUGAACAUUCCUUUUCAAUAUAUUGAUUUAAGAUUUGGAAUAUGCUGUAACAAAAGGGCAAACAGAUGUGAUACUAACCUAUUUAGGGAAAUAGUUCAGACAGUCCAUUUUGCUCAGUGUUAGGCAAGAAGCAAUUGAAAAAAUUUAGAUUUCUGUGGCAGAUAAAAUGGGUUAAUAUACAGACCAAAGAAUACUGGCAGAACCAUUCUAGAGGCAAGAAAUCACUCAAUACUAAGCACUAAAUGGUUACUCCACCACCUAGUGAAACGCUUCAGGAAAACCUGUACUUUUUCCAGAUACAAUAAAAUUAGCACUUCAUUUAAAAAUUUUUGACAAAAAAUAUCUGGAGGGAUUCAAAGAAUAAAGCAAUCACUUGGGCAAACACUUAAGGAGCAACAGUUUUAAAGCAUUUCAUCAAUUUGUUUUAAAUGCAUUUUUUCAAUGAGAUAUUUAUAACCAUUCACACCCUUGGCAAAAUGAGAAAUUUGCCUCCAGUUCAUUUUAAGGUAUGGCCUCAGCUCAUUAAGCCAAUGAUCCAGCAGUGAUACCUAACUGAAUACAGAAGCUGGUACUAAAAUAAUCAAAUAGUUAACUGGAAUAUAAUCUGAACAGUUAAUCGUUCAUCAUUUCUCCACAGAAUGAACAAGAGUUAUCCUCAAGGAACCGAAAUUGAUUGAAUCAUUCUGAGACUUGUCAACAUCUUUCCUAUUUCAAAAUACAUCCAUCUAUAAUAAAAAUUAUAUAUAAUAAAAAAUAUAAUGAAAAAAUGGAAAAUAUGAUCAAUUCAAUGGGAAGAUUGAUGCAAAUUAUGCUUCCCUUUGUGCAUCAAUGUUUUUAAAGUAACUCUACAACCUUAGUGAUGGAAUAACUGGAGGUGAAAAGUGGAGGGAUAUUCUGAAUCAAGACCAUAGACCAUAAGACAAAGGAGCAGAAGUCAGCCAUUCGGCCCAUCGAGUCUGCUCUGCCAUCUUAUCAUGAGCUGAUCCAUUCUCCCAUUUAGUCCCACUCCCCCACCUUAUCACCAUAACCUUUGAUGCCCUGGCUACUCAGAUACCUAUCAAUCUCUGCCUUAAAUGCACCCAAUGACUUGGCCUCCACUGCUGCCUGUGGCAACAAAUUCCAUAGAUUCACCACCCUCUGACUAAAAAAAUUUCUUCGCAUUUCUGUUCUGAAUGGGCGCCCUUCAAUCCUUAAGUUAUGCCUUCUCGUACUAGACUCCCCCAUCAUGGGAAACAACUUUGCCACAUCCACUCUAUCCAUGCCUUUCAACAUUCGAAAUGUUUCUGAGGUCUCCCCUCAUUCUUCUAAACUCCAAGGAAUACAGUCCAAGAGCGGACAAACGUUCCUCAUAUGUUAACCUUCUCAUUCCUGGAAUCAUUCUAGUGAAUCUUCUCUGUACCCUCUCCAACAUCAGCACAUCCUUUCUUAAAUAAGGAGACCAAAACUGCCCACAGUACUCCAAGUGAGGUCUCACCAGCGCCUUAUAGAGCCUCAACAUCACAUCCCUGCUCCUAUACUCUAUUCCGCUAGAAAUGAAUGCCAACAUUCUUCUUCACUACCGACUCAACCUGGAGAUUAACCUUAAGGGUAUCCUGUACGAGGACUCCCAAGUCCCGUUGCAUCUCAGAACUUUGAAUUCUUUCCCCAUUUAAAUAAUAGUCUGCCCAUUUAUUACUUCUGCCAAAGUGCAUAACCAUACACUUUCCAACAUUGUACUUCAUUUGCCACUUCUUUGCCCAUUCUUCCAAUCUAUCCAAGUCUGUCUGCAGACUCUCCGUUUCCUCAGCACUACCGGCCCCUCCACCUAUCUUCGUAUCGUCAGCAAACUUGGCCACAAAGCCAUCUAUUCCAUAAUCCAAAUUGUUGACGUACAAUGUAAAAGAACACCACUGGUAACCGGCAGCCAACCAGAAUAGGAUCCCUUUAUUCCCACUCUCUGUUUCCUGCCAAUCAGCCAACGCUCUAUCCACGUUUGUAACUUUUCCGUAAUUCCAUGGGCUCUUAUCUUGUUAAGUAGCCUCAUGUGUGGCACCUUGUCAAAGGCCUUCUGAAAAUCCAAAUAUACAACAUUCACUACAUCUCCCUUGUCUAGCCUACUGGUGAUUUCCUCAAAAAAUUGUAAUAGGUUUGUCAGGCAGGAUUUUCCUUUAAGGAAUCCAUGCUGAGUUCUGCCUAUCUUGUCAUAUGCCUCCAGGUACUCUGUAACCUCAUCCUUGACAAUCGACUCCAACAACUUCCCAACCACCGAUGUCAAGCUAACAGGUCUAUAAUUUCCUUUUUGCUUCCUUGCCCCCUUAAAUAGCGGAGUGACAUUUGCAAUCUUCUAAUCCUCCGGAACCAUGCCAGAAUCUAUCGACUUUUGAAAGAUCAUCGCUAAUGCCUCCACAAUCUCCACAGCUACUUCCUUCAGAACACGAGGGUGCAUUCCAUCUGGUCCAGGAGAUUUAUCUACCUUUAGACUAUUCAGCUUCCUGAGUACUUUCUCUGUCGUAAUUGUGACUGUGCACACUUCUCUUCCCUGCCACCCUUGAGUGUCCGGUAUACUGUUGUCUUACUCAGUGAAGACUGAUGCAAAAUACUCGUUCAGUUCCUCUGCCAUAUCUCCCAUUACAAUUUCUCCAGCAUCAUUUUCUAUCGGUCCUAUAUCUACUCUCACCUGUCUUUUACUCUUUAUAUACUUGAAAAAGCUUUUAGUAUCCUCUUUGGUAUUAUUUGCUAGCUUCCUUUCAUAGUUAAUCUUUUCCCUCUUAAUGACCUUCUUAGUUUCCUUUUGUAAGGUUUUAAAAACUUCCCAAUCCUCCGUCUUCCCACUAAUUUUUGCUUCCUUGUAUGCCCUCUCCUUUGCUUUAACUUUGGCUUUGACUUCUCUUGUAAACCAUGGUUGCACCCUUUUGCUCAGUGCCUUUUUCAGGAUAGCACUGAGUCUUUACAGAAUAGUAAAACUGAUUCUGCAAUGGCGAUAUCACAGAAUUCGUGGCAAUAGCACUGGACCUGCAAGCCUGAACUGCAGUAUCUGUUGAUCAAGUUUACCCCUUGGUCAACACUGUUCAGAUUAUCAGCUUGCUUACUGUUUUGAAUAGCAGUGUUUGCCUACAGUAGUGAUCACAGCUCCAAAACACACGCAUCAGAUGUUAAUUUUUCAAAAACCCUUUAUAGAAUAACUUACAAGCUAAGAUACAAACUUAUUUCCAGGGACAAUGUCAGAACAAGUUAGAACUAGUAGUAAAGGUACUGUAACUCCAACCCUUCCAAAAAUGCUAAAACAUGGCUGAAAUUCCCUAAAUGUAUGCAAGUUUUAUACCUUAUACAGAAAUACUGUUUCCACUUGUGUAAAGUUCUAAACUAUUAAACCUAUUAGAAAAUUGUUGAUAACUAUUUUAAAGAGCAGUUUAAUUUCACUGCAUGACGCUGCAUACAAAUAAUGAUGCAAAAAAUAGAAAGGAACAGGAACAAGGUUUGGUAAAGCAGGAUGAGGGAAGAAUU